This is a messenger RNA of Dendronephthya gigantea, 4979 nucleotides long. Its product is annotated as tonsoku-like protein. Gene Ontology annotation, molecular function: protein binding. The record is from RefSeq and is a predicted model, not a curated record. NCBI's taxonomy places the organism in Eukaryota, Metazoa, Cnidaria, Anthozoa, Malacalcyonacea, Nephtheidae.
UAAGUGAUUUUUACUGUAAAUAAAUACUGUAUAUAUUUUUUAUGUACAUUUGUAGGUUUUAACUUUCUAUUCUCCUAAAGAUUUCUAAAUUGCAUUUUGCGCGUUUCAAAGUAAUUCAAAGCAGGGGUGAGGUGGGGUCGAAAAUGGUGUUAGAAUAAUUUUUGUGAGUUUAUCCCAGUGGUUUAUCCAGUCACAAAACGCAGCUCAGUGUUUCGGUGCUUGGUAACCGAGUCUUGAAGUUUCCGAACUAAAAAAAAAUAGUAAAAUUUGAAGAAAUAGUGAAAAAAAUCCUUUUAUCAUGUUUUAUAAACUAUUUGAUUAUGGAUAAAGAAUUGCAGAAAUUUCUAAAAGGGUUGGAAAAGAGCAAACAGAAAGCCAGGAAAAAUAAUGAUUUCGCUGAAGAAGCAAAGUUAUGCAAUGUUGCUGGAGAGAAACUGGCUGAACACAGGUUAUAUGAACAAGCAAUUGAAGAACACCAAAGAGAAUUAACACUAUCAGAAUGUAUUGGAGACUCCAUUGCAGUAGCAAUCUCACAUCGAAAACUUGGAGAGUGCCUAUGUGAACUUCAAAAUUUUGAGCAAGCUUUGUUUCAUCAAAAAGAAUAUUUAUUGCUUUCCAGAAAGGCAUCAAAUAUUGUUGAGGAACAGCGUGCAUUGGCAACAAUUGGACGAACUUAUUUCGUUUCAGCUAUGGAAACUUCUGGUAUGACAAAGGCAAAAACUGCAUUCUUGGAAAGUUUGGCAUUGUGUGACCAACUUCGAAAUAUUGUGACAGAAAAAGAGUUGUUGGAAAUGAGAGCGAGACUAUAUUUGAAUCUUGGUCUAGUUAAUAAUCAUCUUAGAAACAGCAAGAAAUGUAUGAAGUAUAUUGAAAAAGCAUUAGCAAUCGCAACCAGUCAAAACCUAAAAGAUACUGAAUACAGAUGUCAUUUUUCUCUUGGAGAGAUAAAACGUGAUGAAAAUCAUCCAGCAGAAGCUCUGCAAUGUUUUGUACAAGCAAGAAAAGUUGCUCAGCAUCAGGGGAAAAAAUUUGAUGAAGCAGAUACACUUGUUCAGAUGGGACAGGUACUUCUUCGUUUAGGUGACUUUAAAGCUGCAAAAAAUAUCUUGAAGAAGUGUUUUAAAACCAUGAAGCAUGAAAAUAUUAUAAAUGAACUACGUUUGCAUUUCGUCAAUGCUAUCAAGGGCACUCGACUAUUAGAACGAAUAGAAAACUUCAAACCUGGUGUUGAAGAAGAGACCCAAAUGAAAACAUAUGAAGAUCUUGGAGAUUUGUACUACGAUGUAAAAUGCCCAAAAGCAGCUAUUAAUAGUUAUUUGAAGCAGAACAAACUUGCUAACAGACUGAAAAUAUCAGGCAAAGAGAGUGCGAAGAUUUAUGAAUCAAUUGCUUUGUCCUAUUUUAAGGAUAAACAAUAUGAAAAGUCCAAAGAAUAUUUUGGUUUAGAACUAGAGUUUCAAGAAGAGGAACCACUUAAACGGUUUGAUACCUGGUGUAAUAUUGCUGUAAUGUCAAAGUUGGCUGGUGAUUCUGAUGACGAAAUAGAAAAAGCAUUAGAUAAUGCCUUGAAGUGUGCUGAGAAGUGUCAGAAUGGUCCAGGAAAGCCUAAUUUACUUGAAACUCUAUCAGAUGUCAGAGAAAAACUGGCAAAGUCUGAUAACAAUGAAGAAUUAUUUCAGUUAAUGGAAGACAAAUUUAUCCACCCUGAGGAAGACAGUGAGGCUAGCGAAAGUUACUCUGAGGAGCAAUCUUGUGGAGAUGACGAUAAUUUGAUUGCAGAGGAAAUGGAAUUUUCUGACUCAGAUGAAGAAAAUGACUCAGACAAGACCCCUGCAGCAAGAUCUAAACGAAAGUCAGUUUGUAAACGUAACGAAAAAGGUGAAACACUCCUCCAUGUUGCAGCAAUCAAGGAUGACUAUAAUCUUGCUAAAACCAGCAUUGAAAAAGGGAUUAGCGUCCAUGAACGCGAUUAUUUUGGCUGGCAACCUCUUCACGAGGCAUGUAACUAUGGUAAUACGAAAAUCGUGGAAUUAUUGCUGGAUAAUGGAGCAGAUAUUAAUGAUCCAGGUGGACCUCACUGCCGAGGGAUGACCCCCCUGCAUGAUGCCACACAGAACGGGCAUAUUGAUGUUGUAAAACUGUUAGUGUCCCGUGGAGCGUCAGUAAGUGAGCAAAACGAGGACGGCGAUACUGCACUUGACUGUGUUUUAAAUUCCAAAGACGAUGUGGAUGAUGAUUUGGAUGAUGAUUUGGAUGACGAAUCUGACUCGGAAAUAUCUGAAGUCCGUGAAGAACUUGUUCAAAUUCUAACAAAUGCUGUGAGUUCUGGUAAACAUCAACCAAGAAAAGUUCCUGAAUUGAGAAGAAGAGAUAAGCUUUACUUUUCUGACGAGAGCGAUGAAGAGUUGACGCCAAACUCAUCAGACAGCGUUUACAGAAAUACUGCGAAAAUUUCACGAAAACGAAAAAGUGUUUUACUGGAAGAGAGCGACGAGGAGAGCUCCCACUCAUGUUCUCGGAAUUUUGAUAAAAAUAAACCAAAAGAUAGUAAAGUUUCAAAAAAAUCCGAGUCCUGGUUCGAUGAGGAUAGUCAAAGUAACGAUAGUGGGGGUUGUAUGGGGAUAACUAGGAUUGAUUCAGAUCACAGUGAGACAUCUCGUGAUGAUUUUCAUGACUCACAAGGAAUAAACGAAAGCUUACACAGCCCUGAAGCUGCAAGUACGUUUGUUAGUAAACCCACAUCAUGUUUACCGCAGCAACCAAGACUGGUGCUCUACGUCCAUUAUUUGAGGCAACUCGUACAAGAAUUGCUCCAAACCAUCCUCCAUCAUCAAACAACGACAACACAAGAUUCUGUUCUCUAUCAACGAAAAAUACUACAAACGCCACGUCCAUUUCAGGCACUCCUAAUAUAGUCUAGAACAACUAAUGAUAUUUCUAAAACAAGAAGCAGCCUAACUUCAAACAGCGUAAUUUCUGGAACAUUUCCUAGAAAUGCUUAUGUUGAUCCUAUGACUGGUAGCACUCAGGAAGAACGCCUGAAGACGAGUCAGGCAGCCUUAGUAUCUGAAACAGAGUACGUCACAAGUGCAACAGAUGCUUGGCUUGUUGAUGAUAUGCCGAAGAAGAGUGGAAAACGAAAGCGAUCGGGGAAUAUACUGAGCAUGCUUAAUCGUUCAGUGUCCCCACGUGACAGCCCUGCCUCCUCGCGCAUGCACAGUGGAUCAACACGUACGAUCGGUUCCGACACUCAGCGACCAAUCUUACCAACAUCAACGCAAAAAGAACACAGCCGUAGAAACAAUAACAGAACAAGAUUACGACAAACUCAAAUCAACGUUGUCAGCGGUCGCUCAUCACCCAAUGACUCGUGGGACAGUACGCCACCUGAGUCUGCGACAACGUCUUGGUCCAGCGGUGUUUCAUCUACCCCGGAUACACGAACACCGAUGAGAUUACGAGUGAAGAUAAAAGAGAAAAUGUUUCUUAUUCCGUGUCCAAGUGUCCCUGGGGAGAGGAAGAAUGUUAAAUGGUUGGCUGAACAGGCGACACUUCGUUAUCAUUCUAACACUGGUUUAAAACCCGUAUUAUCCCUGUUUACUACUGAAGGAGCUGCGCUAUCCCCAGAUGACCUCAUUACAGACGUAUUGUCGAAUAACGAGCAAGUAAAUGCUACCGUAGAGAACUGGGACCUUCCUCCGUUAAGAAAACGUUACGAGGAUGCGUGUGUCAUGGCCAAUACAGAAGUUCUUCCUGCGAUCAUUCGUAUCUUUGAAGGAGACCCUCACAUUUCAAAUGUUCAACUAAAUGACAUGUCACUCACGUCUUCAAUGUGUCGUCCAAUAUUUCGGGCUCUCCAAUGUCAUGAUCAAGUAACGAGACUAGUUUUGUCUGGAAACAAAAUAUGUGACGAUGGUCUACAAGAUUUAAUUGCGUCAAUGCAAUAUCUUCCCAAUCUCUUCGCUCUUAUUCUCAGUUGUAACGGAAUAACUUAUAAAGGAUUGCAAAAGCUCGCUUCUUCUUUAACCCAAGACGAGAAGAUCUCCAAAUCUUGGUCGAAUCUCAAGCAGUUGGAUUUUUCGUUUAAUACUAUCACGGAUCACAGCUCGCCCAGCCUCGCUACCAUGCUUCGUUUCUGCCCAGGUCUGCAGAUAUUAAAUCUUGAAUCUUGUGGUUUGGGUGGAAAUACCUUUCAUCAACGAAGUACCACAGUCGAGGCUUUACAAGGUUUGAGACAACUGCACGAUUUAAAUAUUUCACACAAUCAAAUUCCCAGCAAGGGAUUGUCUCAUUUACUUACGGCCUGCAGUUCUGUUGUAUCUUUAAACCUAUCCUCACUUGUGUUAUCUCACGAUCACGCUUUUGCGGAUGUCAUAACCCAGUCGUUAGACGAGAAUAGCUGUUGUGUCAAAAGACUGAUUUGUCGUGAUUGUUGCCUUGAAGAUGAACACACCAAGUUACUAUCCAGAACUGAGAGGAUGUUCACAUCACUUUGUGAGCUUGACCUCGGACAGAACAAUAUUACAAACAAAGGUGUCUUUGAGCUUUUCAGGGCUCUAAUGACCAAUCGACAUUUCACGCAUCUUAAAUUAUCUGGAAAUACUGAAAUAACGAAUGAGAGUUUAUUGAAAUUACUGACACUUCCGAAGCUACAACACUUGACUUUAUCAUCCUGUGGUCUUACCUCGCCACUACAAUUAGUCAAUGAUGUCAACAACUUAUUUGCAAAACAUAUCAAAUACCUAGACUUAUCUUAUAAUUCUAUUAAUGAACUGGAUGUAGCAACUCUUCAAAGCUCAUGGAGGUCGAAAUGGAGAGAACAAAGUCUAGUGUCCAUCAAUAAUUCAAAUAUAAUAUUAUCUGUACGCGGUUACGAAGAUUAACACCUCGUAUGUGGUACCACCAAGCCACCAACAGCGUUCUUACACGAGACCUGUUUUCAGGGACAAGAUGCAUUGCAAAUAAGGUUUUGCGAGAUU